AUGCCACCUGAAAAUAUUUUGAAGAGUGUGGAAUAUGAGGAGCCACCAAAGGGUAUUGAAGCAGAGAGACUGACGGAUGUCAUGCGCCGCCUUCACUCGCUAACCGCAGCAGAGAUGCGCACUCUUCUCAAGCAAGUGCACCAAUCUGGACAAGGUACCAAGAAACAACUUCGAGCACGGUUACGUCGCUAUUAUCGAAAAGAGUUUUCGUUGUAUCGAAUGUUCCAUGAAGGUGAAAGCAUGCCCCGAUUUGGAAAUAAAACGGCUCGUCAUUUCGACUUUCUAGUGGCUAUCGAUUUCGAAUGCACUUGUGUGGAAGUGAUUUACGACUAUCCCCAUGAAAUCAUCGAGUUUCCCUCUGUACUCAUUGAUGUUCACCAAAUGAAGAUAGUGGACACAUUUCGAAGUUUUGUAAGACCUGAGAAGAACCCAAUCUUAGAUCCUUUCUGCAUUGAGCUGACAGGAAUUUCUCAAAGUACCGUGGAUUCUGCUCCAGUCUUCAAAGAUGUUUAUAGAUUGUUUCGUGAAUGGAUGGCAACCCACAAUCUUGGCGAUAGUGGAUGCCGUUUUGCAUUUGUAACAGAUGGACCACACGACUUGUGGAAAUUCUUUCAGUUUCAGUGCAUUCUGUCUAACUUUGAAGUAAUCCCUCACGACUGUCGUUUCUUCAUAAACAUUAAGCGCAUCUUUGAACAAAGAGUGAUGAAGCUGGUAAAAGGAAACGGACAGUCUGGCAUUCAAAAUAUGCUUUCUCAUUACGGGUUGAGUUUCAAAGGUCGUAAACAUUGUGGCCUUGACGACGCCAUCAAUAUUGCAAGAUUAUGCAUAAAAAUGAUGGAAGAUAAGAUAGAGUUAAGGGACCGCCGUCUAGACGAACUGGCAAGAUCUGACCGAGGCGAAACUUCCGACUAUCAUAUUUGGCACAGGAAAUUGCCGCUUAAAUUGCGGCAUGUCACGCGCGAUGAAUUCUUAAGUGAAGAGUAUUUGGAUUGUGACUCAUGUGACGAUCUCGACGAGUAA
Molecule: messenger RNA, 1020 nt
Organism: Angiostrongylus costaricensis
Lineage: Eukaryota; Metazoa; Nematoda; Chromadorea; Rhabditida; Metastrongylidae
Source: the annotation of a GenBank genome assembly